Phodopus roborovskii (desert hamster) is the source of this 2260-nucleotide messenger RNA. It is a transcript of the gene Kif2b, whose product is annotated as kinesin family member 2B. Gene Ontology annotation, biological process: microtubule-based movement. The record is from RefSeq and is a predicted model, not a curated record. The transcript has a single exon. Gene Ontology annotation, molecular function: microtubule binding; microtubule motor activity; ATP binding. The coding region runs from base 132 to 2135 and encodes 667 amino acids. Lineage: Eukaryota; Metazoa; Chordata; Mammalia; Rodentia; Cricetidae.
UCACAAAGGCUGGAGCAACGAACACCCGUGCUCGAGCUCCAGGCAUUCAGGCUGGCUUGGACUCAGGUCCUGCUGCCUGCGCCAACGCCAAAAGGCUCAGAAAGCGAGCCCUGGUAACUCCACCACUCAUCAUGGCCAGCCAGUUCUGCGUUCCUCUAGCCCCACGCCUCUCACCCCUUAAACCUUUGAAAUCCCACUUCACAGACUUCCAGGUGGGUAUCUGUGUGGCGAUCCAGCGCAGCGACAAACGGAUCCACCUGGCUGUGGUCACAGAGAUCAACAGAGAAAACUCUUGGGUGACAGUAGAGUGGGUUGAGAAAGGAGUCAAAAAGGGAAAGAGGAUCGAACUAGAGACUGUAUUUCUGUUAAAUCCAGCUCUGGCCUCUGCUGAACAACGGUCACACAGAUCCCUGCGCACAGUGUCUGUAAUACCCCCUACUGCCAUCGGGGACCAGCGUACAGCCACCAAGUGGAUUGCGAUGAUCCCUCACAGAAACGAAACACCCUCAGGGGACAGCCAAGCCCUGGUGGUCCCCAGCAACCCUUGUCUGAUGAAGCGAAAGAAAUCCCCCUGCCUAAGGGAAAUUGAAAAACUGCAGAAGCAGCGAGAAAAGCGCAGGCGACUGCAGCUAGAGAUCCGAGCUAGACGAGCGCUUGACAUCAACACUGGAAACCCGAACUAUGAGACCAUGCGUAUGAUUGAGGAGUACCGUAGGAAUCUCGACAGCAGUAAGAUGUCCAGCCUGGAGCCCCCAGAAGACCACCGGAUUUGUGUGUGCGUGAGGAAGCGCCCUCUUAAUGAGAGAGAGACAACCAUGAAGGACCUAGAUAUCAUCACUAUCCCUUCGCACAAUGUGGUCAUGGUGCACGAAUCUAAACAAAAGGUGGACCUGACCCGCUACUUGGAAAACCAGACCUUCUGUUUUGACCAUGCUUUUGAUGACACAGCAUCCAAUGAGUUAGUUUACCAGUUCACUGCCCGGCCUCUAGUGGAGUCCAUCUUCCGGAAGGGCAUGGCCACUUGCUUUGCCUAUGGGCAGACUGGCAGUGGGAAAACUCACACCAUGGGUGGAGCCUUUUCCGGAAAGGCCCAAGAUUGUUCUAAAGGAAUUUAUGCCCUAGUGGCUCGGGAUGUCUUUCUCCUACUGAGAAACCCUGCCUAUGAGAAAUUGGAACUCAGAGUCUAUGGGACAUUUUUUGAGAUUUAUGGCGGCAAAGUGUAUGAUCUGUUAAACUGGAAGAAGAAGCUGCAAGUCCUAGAAGAUGGAAAUCAGCAAGUGCAAGUUGUGGGGCUGCAGGAGCAGGAAGUGUCUUGUGUGGAGGAAGUCCUGAAUCUGGUGGAGGUUGGAAACAGCUGUCGGACUUCUGGACAGACCUCUGUCAAUGCCCACUCAUCUAGGAGUCACGCGGUGUUCCAGCUCAUCCUCAAGUCUGGAGGGAAACUGCAUGGCAAGUUUUCCCUGGUUGACUUAGCUGGGAAUGAAAGGGGGGCAGAUACUGCCAAAGCCACACGAAAGAGACAGCUGGAAGGGGCCGAGAUAAAUAAGAGUCUCCUGGCCCUGAAGGAAUGCAUCAGGGCUUUGGGGAAGAACAAAUCUCACACCCCAUUCAGAGCCAGCAAACUCACGCAGGUGCUACGGGACUCCUUCAUAGGGCAGAAUUCCUCCACCUGCAUGAUUGCUACUAUCUCGCCUGGAAUGACUUCUUGUGAAAAUACCCUCAAUACUUUAAGAUAUGCGAACCGAGUCAAGGAAUUAGCUUUAGAGUCAAGGCCCUACCAGCACUGCCUCUCUCCAACUGACCAUGAAGUACCAGUAGUGUUAGAAAAGGAGGACACUAAUUCAGAAAAGCCCCUUCAGGGGCAGGGAUUUAUUCAAAUACCUAUUGUACAGAAUGUGGAAGAGAAAGAAAGCAACGAAAUCGCCUUAACAAAGGACACAGUAGCUUCAUGGAGGAGAUCUAGCCAGUGGUGGGAGGCCAUCCAGGAGACAGCGGAUGGAGUAAACGGUGAUGUGGAUUUUUGCAUUGCUCAGUCACUGUCCAUUUUGGAGCAGAAAAUCGGUGUUCUGACUGAGAUCCAAAAGAAGCUCCAGUUGCUACGAGUUGACCUCCAAAAGAAAAGCCAAGUCGAGUGACAUGGAAGGCCAGAGAUCAGGAAUGAAAUCUUAGAUACAGUUCUGAAGUUUCUACCUCUUAUUACAGAAGAAAUCUGUCCAAAUUAUCUAAGCAUAAAGGUCCCCUGGAGAGCUUACACCUUAAA